GGAGGGAACGCAUGCUCCGUGCGGCGGCGCCUAGGCUCGCCCGCUCCGCUCGCAGCGCUUCCCAAGGCUCUGUCACACAAGCGAAGGGAGAGACCAGGCUGGGCAGACGGCGUGAAUUAUUGACGGAGGCAAUGGCGCUGCGGCCGGCGUGGAGCGUGGUGCGCGUGGCCAUCCCCUUCCUGUCGCUGCUCGGCCUGCUGGGCGCGAGCAGCGCCGGGGCCAGCCAGGACGCGGGGAGCGUCAUCCCGGCCGAAAGUCGUCCCUGUGUCGACUGCCAUGCGUUUGAGUUCAUGCAGAGGGCGUUGCAGGAUUUGAAGAAGACUGCCUAUAAUCUAGACACACGGACAGAAACCCUCCUCCUGCGAGCAGAAAAGAGAGGCCUCUGUGACUGCUUUCCUGCAAUAUACUGAAAGGAACACAGGGAUUUGGCCAAUGGACACUCACUCAUUUUUAAAGUUCUGCUCAAUAAAUUACAGGAAGAUCUAGCGGCACCACAAGGAAACCAAUUUUUAUCCAAACAGGUACAGCUCAGUUAGACCGUUUCUGCUUUGAUGUGUUUUGUCAUUACUCUGUGUGAUACUGCAUCUACUGAAAUGUCAGAAGACGAAACAGGGCGACAGUCAUGCUCGUGGGUUUUAUGGAAGGUCAGCAUGUCACUUUUCUCAUAUUUCAAGCCAAAUAUUGUCCGGAGACUCUCAGGGCAGAUCCUCAGCACAUGUAAAUUGCCAUAUAUCUGGAAAAGUCAGUGGAAAUGUCAUCAUUUCAUAUCAGCCAAGAGAAGACAUCUAAGGAUAUACUUUUAAAUAAUUCUUUGAUAUAUUUAGUGUCAGAAUGUGGCCCUCAGAAAAAGAAGGGUGUUUUGCAACGAUGCAUAGCUGAAAGCUACUUAAAAGCAGUGAUGUUUUUAUAUAGAAAUUAAUAGUUGUCAUCGACUGCUUGACAAUUUGUGGAAAGUAUUUGGGUAUUUGCCCAAAAUUGUAGAGAUUAUCGCAAUAGUCCAGUACAUGGCAAACACAGUAACAUGCAUCACAGCAUUCAUUUCUUCAGAGCCACACAGUAACUAUGAUCUUUUUGGAGGGAUUUAUUAAGUACCUAAUGUGAUCAGUAAUGUUUGUAAUCACAUGAACACUGCCUGGCAAUUGAACUCGUUGUGUCUGCCAAAAUCUUCCGGAAAAGUGUCUUUCAUUAAGCAAAUCACAUACUGGGGUGAAGCAUUCUCACUGGCCUCUGCAGAGAGCUCUGGCAAAGAGCCUCCAAAAUGCCUGUGCCCCCAGAAAUCUCCU
Molecule: messenger RNA, 1283 nt
Organism: Nothoprocta perdicaria
Lineage: Eukaryota; Metazoa; Chordata; Aves; Tinamiformes; Tinamidae
Gene: NICOL1
Product: chromosome unknown C4orf48 homolog
Exons: 4
Coding region: 12-410 (132 amino acids)
Source: RefSeq, a predicted model, not a curated record